Messenger RNA from Lathyrus sativus (Indian pea), 1086 nucleotides. The record is from the annotation of a GenBank genome assembly. Lineage: Eukaryota; Viridiplantae; Streptophyta; Magnoliopsida; Fabales; Fabaceae.
AUGGAUUCUCUGCUAGCAAGCUACGCCUCUUCAGACGAAGACGAAGAUCACCAACAACCAAUCCCAUCCAAAACAACACCCUCUUCUUCCUCCCUAUUCCCCUCUCUUCCUCCACCCAAAUCAUCUUCUUCCUCUUCUCUCUUCAACUUUCUUCCUCCUCCCAAACAACCCUCUUCCGACACACUUUCUUCCCCUCCCUCCAAUUUCACCGGAAUCUCUUCUCUCCCAAAACCUAAAUCCCAAAUCCAUGAAAAACCCAAACGAGUCGUUCAAUUCAAACCCCCAAUCAUUUCUUUACCUAAACCCAAUCUUGAAGACGACGAGGAUGAAGAUGACGAAGAAGAAGAACGAAACAGAAGAAGAAAGUUGGAGUCUUCCAUUCAAACUCCAUCUGUGAAAUCAUUCUUGUCCAGCAUUCCAGCACCGAGAAACUCUUCCACUCUUGGUGUUCAAUCAAGCUCUGGCUCUGGCCGGAGAUCCAUCCUCGAAACUAGCACACCAGCACCAGAGCCAAGUUCUGGUGGUGGCUCUGCAGCAGACAGCAAUGUUCCGGAAGAUCGAGGGGAUUAUGAAAAUUAUCAAUAUGCCACUGAUCAGUAUGAUAGUUAUGGGAAUUACCAAUAUGCAACUGAGCAAUAUGAUAGUUCUGGUGCUAGCACUGGCGCUGCUUCUAACGGUGAUGGGUAUGCGAAUUACGGGGCCUAUGAGGAUUAUGGACAGUAUGAAAAUAAAUGGGUUGAUAGGUCGGAGCCAAUGGCUCCGGAGGAUUCUGGGAUUAGUGAGAGUGUGUUGAAGUUUACUGGGAAGAGAGGUAGGAAGGAGGUUCCGGUGGAAGUGAUUGAGGUGAAGCAAGAUGAGUUGAUGAAGAACAGACCAAGAGAGGAUAAAGCCAAGCUUACAGGGUUAGCUUUUGGACCUUCUUAUCAGCCUGUUUCAGCAAAGGGAAAGCCUUCAAAGCUGAUGAAGAGGAAGCAUCAAAUUGGCUCAUUGUACUUUGAUAUGAAACAAAAUGAAAUGAAACUAGCCGAGCGCCGUUCCAAGGGCAUGCUUACCAAAGCUGAAACACAAGCGAAAUAUGGAUGGUGA